GUUUUCCAUGCCCUUGUACAUACAGUGGUAAAACGCUCCGCUAACCGUCUAGGUCCCGUACUCUACUAAUUGUCAUGUCGACGCGGCACGGUCGAAAGGUUGGCACAAUGAUAGAGCAAAUAUAGAACUUCCCCACAAACCACUGUGCCCGCGAAUUUUACGUUCUUCUCCGUAAGUCCUUUCGAGAUUGUUUGUUAACCGUCAUGGUCGCCGCCGACCCAAUGCAGCAGGAAUGGCCAAAUCAGCGGCUGAAGAUCCUCGUUCCAUGCUUUAUUCUUUUGACCAUCAGCACGAUGUGUGUCAUAUGGAGAAUUGUGUAUGGAAUCUUGCAAAAGCGCAGACUUAUGGUUUGCGAUUACUUAUUGAUCGUUGCUACUUUUCUCAACAUCGUUGCGACGAGCAUCAAUAAGGGCAUGGUCGAUGCAGCGCUUGGGCGUCACAUAAACGACCCUUCAAUAAGUCCUGAAGAUAUAUUGCGUUACCUCUAUUGUCUCUGGAUUGUAUCAAUCGUCAACUUGAUCGGUGUUGCAUUUCUCAAGUGGUCCAUCUGCUCAUGGCUUCUGGUUCUUAAUUUCUCCAAGACGUACGAGAUCAUCGUUUGGAUUUCCAUUAUCAUGGUCACAGUGUUGAAUUUCAUUGUCCCAACCAUUGGGAACUUCCGCUGCAUUCCCCUACGAGCAAACUGGGACUUCAGGUUUCAAGGAGAUAAAAAGUGUUUCGCUGAGCUAGCCCCGCUAGGAUUGAUAUAUACGCAAGGCAUCUCCAGCAUCUUGACAGACGUGGUCUAUAUGGCGGCGCCACUAAUUUACCUUUCCAGAGUGCAGUUGACCAGGCGCACGCAAUGGGGAAUCCGUACCAUGUUUCUAUUAAGUAUUCCCGCCACUAUCUGCUCCAUAUUCAAGACCAUUGAGCUCAAAUCUGUUGGCACAACAAGAGAUCCUACGUGGGACGCCGUAAAUUUGGACAUAUGGAGUCAAGUCGAACUGUCAAGCGGCAUUCUCAUUGCCUCACUGCCUCCACUUCGCAAAGCAUUCGACGGUCUAUUCCAGCGUAUUUUUCCUUCCGUUAUGCGCUCCACCCAUCAGUCAUCUCAACUGGGAUAUGGCCGCUCGGAUCAUGGCAAUCACAUUCGGUUGAACGAUAUGCAAAGCCGGAAAACUACGAAGAGUGGACAUACACAUGAGUCAAUCUUGGACAGGGACGAUGAGAGCGAACGGGCAAUCUUGGAAGACGAAGAAGAAAAGCGUAUAGGCAUUGUAAAAACUACAAAAGUUACGAUUACCGCAGAGAGUGAAGAGACAAGUCGGGACUCGCAGGGGUCAUACAAACAAAGUAGUGAUUGGGCAACGUCGAGCCAGUCCAAAAAGAGUUUUCAACGACCCAGAUCGGAUUGAAAUGCUGUCAUUCAUUACUUGGUUUAGGUUCAUCUAUACGAAAUCUCUACCAAUUGAUAUCCUGAACUUUAC
Molecule: messenger RNA, 1466 nt
Organism: Dothidotthia symphoricarpi CBS 119687
Lineage: Eukaryota; Fungi; Ascomycota; Dothideomycetes; Pleosporales; Dothidotthiaceae
Exons: 3
Coding region: 204-1394 (396 amino acids)
Source: RefSeq, a predicted model, not a curated record